AUGGUAAGGGAACAUGUGGAGAAGGCCCAGCACGCCCAAGCCAAGGUCUACAAUCGGGGUACCCAGCCCCGAGAGUUCCAUGUGGGUGACAAGGUGCUAGUUUUAAUCCCCACCGCAGAAAGUAAGUUCCUGGCAACAUGGCACGGGCCGUACAAGGUGACAGAGAAGCUGGGACCCGUAAAUUACCGUGUAUGGCAGCCGGGGAGACGGAAACCCCAACAGAUGUACCAUGUGAACCUGUUGAAGAGGUGGCAUUUGCGGCACAUUGAGAACCGCCUGGAGGCAGCUCCUGGCUCUGGGGUUCUGCUGGAAUCCAUCAUGGAUACAAAGAAAAGCUCUGGGGGCGCCACAAGGAAAGUCAGCCGCAGAGAUGGGCGGCGCACAGAGGACUGCUCUCAGGCUGGUGGAACCUCCAAGUCCAGCACAAGAAGUCGUCGCAGCCCAGACAAGAGCUCCCGCAGCCCAGACAAGAGCUCCCGCAGCCCACUGAGGAACACCACACAGGACAGCAAUGUCCGUAGGAACAACUGUGUGGAGUUCAAGGAGCCUCUGGCUUCCUAUAGGGAAGCGACUCCACCACCCCUGACCUCCUCCCAGCUGGAGGCCCACAGUCUGCAGUCGGAGGUGGCUAACCCCCCUCCCCCGGACUCCCGUCUCAGCCAGCUGGUCUACCAGAGUGACACCCGAGACCAGCAAACCCGCCGAGACCUGGACAGCACACACUCGUCUGCUCUGGACAGCACCGUGGUGCGCUACCUCAACGACCGGCCCGCGCUGGACGCCCUGCGUCCACCAAGCCACGCUACUGCAGCCAGAGACCUUCACAGGGAGGAGGGCCCGGAGGACAGGCCCAAAGCACACACCCUGGAGUGCCCGGCACCACCCUCAGCAGAGAACUCUUCGUCCUCCAGUCCCGGCUCAGCCUCCCAGCGGCUGGAAAACUUAAGGCGAAGGCAGCCGGACGACAAGCUGGAGAAGCUGAAGGAGCGGAUCCGCAGGCAGAGAGAGCACCUGGAAGAGGCUGCAGAGAGAGACGGGUUGCUGGGGUACCUGGAUCAGCCAGUGGGCAUCGCUGGAGCUGUGGAGAAAACCACCGUACCCACGGCUAAAGUGCGCAAAGUGGCAGCCGCACCUCCGGCACCUAUAUACAAAGGUUUCAGCAGUAGUGAGACAAAGAUCCGCACUCCUGAUGGGAAAGUGUGGCGAGAGGAGGAGUUCCACAACCUGAGCAGAGAGAUCUACAGAGACCUGUCUCGCCAGCUCUCAGACAGUACCAAGCCCCAGCAGUGGCCCACAGAGAAGGCUAAGGAGAGGAAGCCGUCCAAGCCUGUGAGGAAAGUCCAUAAAUCAGCUUCUGUUCCUGACCCAAAGACCAAGCCAGUGAUCAGCACCACGUCAUGGCGGGAGGGCCAGAAGAUGGUGAAGAUGGUACUGGGUCCCCCUCCACGUCUGCCUCGAGAGCAAAGGCCAGAGCCCACAGACAGACUGGCCAGGACAGGACCCCUUCCCCGGUCAAAUUCAGACCACCGUCCGGAGCUGAAGCAUCGGUCCAGACCCAGCAGCCGAGACAGGACCACCCAUCCCAACCUUCAGUCUGCAGGCACAGCCAAGGACAGGGCCCCCAACACAGACGACCUCUCUGCAGAUAUCCGGGGCAUCCUGGAUGACCUGCAGCUGAAGAGCAGAGCAGAGGAGCGAGGUCCAGCGGAUCCCAGGAGAGGUUUGGAGUCCAGGGCCAGAACCACAGCAUGGACGACUGGUGGCUCCUCCUUAUGGGGCUCCCGCAGUGCCAGCCCCGCCAAGCGCAACAAACCAGAGCCCUCAGAACUAGCGCCCAGGAAGAGGCACUAUGACGCCGACUCAGUGCGCCAGUACAUCGCCCGGCAACAGGAGGAGCGCAAGAGACGUCAGGUGGAGGAGCGGAGGGCCCAGAGGGAGGAGGCGGAGAGGAAGAGCCAACGUCUGCAGGAGCUGUACAGGAAGCAGAGAGAGGGGGUAGCCAAUAAGGGCCCUGCAGUACCGGAAAGCCCAGUACAGAAACGCCUGCAGGAGACCUACACCAAACUACUACUGGAACAGGCUCAGCUAGGAGAGGAACCUCUGCCUUCCCAGACACAGCCAGCAUCUGCCACAUCCCUGUACCAGCCAUCCGGGGAGUCGGACAAGGAGAACAAGAGACAGGAGAGACCCCAGAGUGCCUCCUCCAGCAGUGACCUGUCUCUUUCUGAGCCCCCGCCCCCUCCACUCUCAAGGAAUGAGUUGGGCUUGGGUGUUCCAUCGUGGCUGCAGCCGGACCGCCUGAGUUCUGCAGUCAGACCCUCCACCGCUCUGGCUCCACCCACAGACCAGCUCUUCUCCCCACUCUUAGGCCCGGAAACAGCAGGGAGCUCUGGUGGGAGGGGAACCAACCCACCAGCCAGGCCCCAGCAGUCCACUCUCAAUGGAGCUGGCAACAAGACCAAGAUGAACCGCAUUGAGGCCCUGAAAGCCACCGCUGCGUCCCUGUCCACUCGCAUAGAGAGUGAAGCGAGGAAACUGGCUGGCGCAGGGAUCAACUAUAGCUGUGCAUGGGACAUGGACGUGACUGGUCUGACCCCUCCGGAUGACGGCCACUGGGCCAAGCCUGUGAGCCCACCGGUCAGAGAGAGAGCUGAUGCUGCUGACGAGCUGUCCAUGAGGAUCCAGAGGCUGCUGAGUGCUGGCCAGAGCACAUACAACGGAGCUCUCCCAGGGGUGGGCAACCUGCACAGCUUCAGAGAGCAGAGAGACAGGACCUCUGCUCCAGGCAGCAGGCCCCAGACAGCCCCAGGCCUCGGCUCCCAUAAGCAGCCAGAGGAGGAGAAGGGAGGGAAGACCAUCACCCAUGACUCCAGUGGUGAGUCCAUCAGUGAGGGCCCACUGCUGAGCGAAUGCAGCCUGUCGGAGGGCGACGGGAGCCCCCUCACCAACAUAAAGGGGGACGCAAAACCGGCAGAGCGUCUCGGGGCUCUGGACUUCUGUGCAGGCCAGCGGGAGGGCUUCCAGCCCAUCUCUCACUUCCAGAGAGAGGCAGAGAAGUACUCGGGCCUCAGCCCCCUCUCUCAGCAACGGGACAGCAGCCGUGGCCCAUGGGAGGAACUGGCCAAGGGAAGCCCUCAUAGUGUCAUCAAUAUCUUCACCAAGAACCACCUGCUCAACCACACCAAAGUUGGAGGAGAGGAGCGAGCAGACCGGAGUUCCCCUCCUGUGCAUUGUGGCCUGUCUGCAGCCAGCUUGGUGGAUGGGGCACCAAUGUAUGAGGAUGACUUUGUGUCAUCCCGUAGCAGCAGCAGCCAAUAUAAGAAAAGAUACAACGGACGCAGUGUCACGAGUGGGAACAGUCACUAUGACGAGUUGAUGAGUCGCAGGUCCCCUUAUGACACCAGGACUGUAGACCUGCCAUCCCAACACUCCUCAGGCUCCACACCAGUAUCUUCACCUCACUCAAAGGGCUCUGUGAAAAGGGGCUCUGCUUCAGACAAGAGUGAUGCCACUCUGGUGGAGGAGCAGAGGAGCCCCUGCUACCCGGACUUGGAGGCCCUGACUAGAGACUCCAGAUGGGGAGGCUCAGUUUCCGAGAGAAGCUCUGUCCACAACCUGGUGAAGAGCGCCUACUCUGACUGUACACUAGGUGGCGCCUCAGGCGACACACUCCGCAGUUUGGGCUUGGACAAUAAGAAAUCCCCCAGCAGCCCUGGCCUGUCUCCAGCUGGCUCUCCUACAGGCUCUGGUUCUCCUCGUGUGUCUCCAAGCAGCGCCUCCCUAGCCGGGGCAGACAGCCUGGGCCUGGGUUCCGGCUCCCCUCACUCCUCAGCCCGCCCCAGCUCAUCCUCAUCCCUGUCGUCUGCAGCCAGAGCAGAGCCCAAGGCUGCAGGUAUACCACCUAGAAAUACCCGCUCAGCAGAAAUACAUACCAGUAUUGCCUAUCUACAGUGCCUUUGGAAAUUAUUCAUACCCCUUGACUUAUUCCACAUUGUGUUGUGUGAGCUCCACUACACCCCAGGGGUGUUGCAGCAGCGUAUGUCUGCAGAACUCAAUUACCUGGAAUCUAUAGAGGAGUCAGUGCGUCAGCUGGGUGACGUGGAGCGGCUGAGGGGCGUGUCUCUGGCUCAGCAUGAAAGCGUCUCGCUCGCCCAAAUACUCAAGGCGCAGCAGCAGCGGCACGAGCGUGACCUUUAUGAGCUGAAGGUGAAGUCCGAGCAGGAGAAACUGGAGACCCAACGUCAGCUGGAGGAAACACGGCAGAAAGCAGCCAGGGCUCACGUGGAGCUGCAGGAGAACAUGGCUCAGACCCAGCAGCAGUCUCUGGGAGGCAUGCAGGAGGCCACCACUAAGAUGAUGAGCCAACAGGCUGAGUCUGUCCGCUAUACGGCCGAAGCUGCCCGCCAGAUCAAAGAGAUGACCGAUCUGGCCCGUUCUCAGAUUGCUGGAGCCAUAGGUGUCCCUGCUGCUGCUCCCAUCACCACCCUGUUUGACCAGCAGAGGCAGCAUCACCAGAGCUUCAUGAAGCAGCUCCAGUCCCGCACUGACACAGACAGCUCCAGGAAUGAGGUGUCUGCUGCCUGGACCAGGACUGAGGAGCCCCUCUCCUCCCUGGACAGCCACUCUGACUCCAUCCCCUCCAGGAGACCCACCCUCAGUGGUGGAGAGAGUAGCAGCCACAUGAGUCCCUCCCUGGCCUCAUCUGAGAAGAGGGAGAGGAGGAAGGCUGAGACAGGUAACAGCUCAGUGGAGGAGGAGGCCCAUACAGCAGCUGAUGACUCCAUCCCCAGUGACAGCGUGCAGUCCCUACUGGAUGAGAAAGACAGCAUCUCAGUUGCUACAGAGUACUCUCUGAAGUUUGAUGAGUCCAUGACGGAAGAUGAGAUUGAGGAACGUUCGUUCCGCUCUCUGCUUCCCUCUGAGUCUCACCGGCGGGGAGCGGUGGAGAAGAGAGGUCCCCGUGAGGAGUCAGACAACCAACCCAGUCAGGAGAAGACCACAGAACAGGACAGCUCCAAGCAGCAGCAGGAUGGCAGCAUGCCCUUCUCUAGCGGGCAGGACAGCUUCUCCAGGUUCACCAUGGACAUGGUGCGUCAGUACAUGAAGGAGGAGGAGGUGCGCGCACACCACCAGAGCUCCCUGCUGCGCCUGCGACAGAAGGCCCUUAAGGAGAAGACCAAGGCCGAGCUCGCCUGGCUGGAGCAUCAGAAAAGGCACUGGCGCUUCAGAGACAAGGGUGAAGAUGACAAGAUGCCGCCCAUCAGAAAGAAGCAAAGAAGCCUACUGAUGAAACUUCAACAGGAGCAGGCGGAAAUCAAGUGUCUGCAGGAGGCCAACAGGGCAGCCAGGAAGGAGAGGCAGCUGCUGCUCAAACAGCAGGAGGAGAUAGAGAGGAUGAGAUACACCACCCUCAAGCUGAAGGAGCGCCUCAAGUGUGCCAGCACCGGUGACACCCCACCAGAGACUCCAGUGUCAGAGCCCAUAGAUGUGACAGCUUCCCCCAGUGCUGCGAUAACAGACGGGGACGUGCGCAGUGCCUCUCCCCUCUCAGUGUCUGGCAGUGAGACCAGCAGCAUCAUGCAGAAGCUCAAGAAGAUGCGCUCUCACAUGGAGGAGAAGUUCCUGACCAAGCGGGAGCAGGGUUUGAUGCAGCGGCGGAGGCAUGCGGGGGAGCUGCUGGAGUGGAAGCAGAGGCUGGAUGCUGAGGAGGCAGAGGUGAGGCACAUGGAGAAGCAGGCCAUGGCUGCCUGGGACAGAGAGUGUCCUAGAGACCGAGACCAGAGGUCAGAACAGAGAGAGAGCCCCAACGCCAGCCCCAGCCAGCACAGCCCUGAGGGCAGAACUGACAGAGACUCUGUGAGUGAGGGUGACUACUCCCCAGUGGUGACUGGCUCCAGCGUGCACACAGAGCUGUCUGGGUCCCAGCAGCCAGACAUCCCCUGCACUGAUCAGCCUUGCUCUGUCUCUGAGCUGCCCUCUGCCCAGCACAGCCCCUCUAUCUACACCCAGGACUUUGACUCCCCCUCUGUGAGCAGGAGGUCUCCUUCACCAAAAGCCAGCCUCGACACUAACACACACCCAGAGGGCAGCAGCAGCAAGAUGCAGCUCCGCUCCUCCUCCAGGACCGCCAGCCACGACCCCAAGGCCACUGACACCCCUUCAGGCAUACACACAGAGUCCGUGUCAGAUCAGAGAGAUAUCGAGAGCCGUAUCCGUGCCCUGAAAGAGGAGCUGCGCAAACGCAAGUCUGUGGUGUACCAUCUGAAGAAAGAGCAGAAGAAGAGGCACAAAGAGCGUCUGAAAGCCCAGGAGGCCAGCCUACUGAAGCAGCUAGAGUCCUACAAUGACUUCAUUGAGAAGACCAAGACUGAGUUGAAUAAGGAACCAGACUCGACACCCUCUGCCAAGCCUCAAAUCAAGGCCCCCAUCUCAGCCACAGAGAAGCACAAGAUUAAACCACUACCUUCUUACAGGUCUGAAACCAGCAAAAACUCGAAGGUUGUCUCUGACUCUGAGAAAGCUGAGAAGACCCUUCCACAUUCUCCAGUUGGACAAGAUGACCUCACACAAUCUGGGCUCAGUAAAUAUACCUCAGGGCAUGAGGAGUCCUCAGACGAGGACCCCCCUACAGUCACCCCAACUCCAGUGUAUGGGAGUCCAGAGCACACCAACGGUCUAAGGGGCCUGCUAUCCCCCGAGCAUCACCCCAGGCAGCCUUCUGAGGGGGCACUCCCUCUGAGGGAGCCAGCCAGACCACAGGCCACCGACUCGGGGGAUGAGAGCGUUGUCUCCAGCCUCCGGUCAGAGGUCAUGGAGGAGCUGGACUCUGUGAAGUCUGAAGGCUCUGAGCAUUCUCAUUCCCGCUCUGAAGACCGACACUUUGACCAUCUACUCAAACUUGACCUAGAGCAGAGACCAGCUUCCCAGCAGCACCAGUCUCUGUCUGAACAUGUUUCCAUAAAGAAAGGAGAACAAGGGCUUUCCCCGAUAAGCAGUCUUGAUGUUGAUGAGAAAUCGCCAUCCCCCAUCAAAGAGCGAUCAUACAGCCCCGAGUCUGAUGCUUUUUCAUCAAAUAGGGACUUUUCAGCCAAGGGUAAGGAGGCCUCUCCUUCAGCUGAUGAUUAUCAUGAAGACUUUGAAUCCUCAGUGGAGUCGUCACUCAGGGAGGACAACCAAGGCUCCAAACCUACCUCACCGUCCCGCCAAGAGACCAAGGAGGCUUCCCACAGUAGUUCACCCUUCUACAGUAGUGAGGAGGAUAUCGGUGAAGCGCUGAGUGAAAGAUCUGGAGCUAAUUGUGGCAGUCCUUGCUCUGAAGGACUUCUGGACCUGAAUAGCCAGACCAAGGAUUCCCAGGAGAACGUGAUUAGUUCAAAACGCUCCCCAACGAUCUCCCCUUCCCAGACACCAACUUCACAAUCAGUGGAUGAAAUGCCUAACUUCACCAUUGAGGACAGGGUUUUAGUGAGCAACGUCCAGCCUGGUACGCUUAGAUUCAAGGGCCACACCAGCUUUGCCAACGGCUUCUGGGCUGGAGUAGAGCUGGACAAGUUUGAGGGAAGCAACAAUGGCACCUACGAUGAGGUGGUUUACUUUGAGUGUGAGGAGGGCCAUGGCAUCUUCGCUCCUCCAGACAAGAUCUCCCAUCUGCCAGAUAAGUUUGAGAUCUAUGUGGAAACCACAGAGGAUGAGGACUCUUUCCUUGACGACCAGUCUGAAGACGAGACAAAGAAACGCCACAUUGAGAAGACACACGGGGGGAAUCUGACAAAUAGAAAAGAGGAAACAUCUCAGAAGAGUUAUGAUUCUGAAGACAAAGGACCUACUGAUGUGAAUGAUGGUUCAGCUGAACACAAGAUAAACCUGACCAACUCGCAUGAGUUCAAAGAGGGAGAGUAUCCAAUGUCCAAUGGAAGAACCAAGACAAUCAUUCUGGACCUUGAAGAUGUGCCUACCAGUCUCUUCAGCACUGACAUAGACAGUAAGAUAGCCUUGGGGAAGAUAACUCUUAAUGAGACCACUACCCUCAUUGAGAGGAAAGGCCUAGAUACCCAUCAGAAGUCUACUCCAGAGCAAACCGUGGAGAAAGACGCCCUCAGUGCUUUUGCAGAUAAGCUCCUCAACAACUUCAUGAAAGAUGCUGUGAAGCAAUUCGCACUGAUCAGAAAGUCCAAAGAAGAGAAGAUAUCAGCUUCUAAUCAAAUGCAAGAUUACCUUUUUAAUGAUGAGGGUAGGGAGACUGUCUCCCAACCACAGUCUGUAGCACAAAGAGAUGGUCUGCCCUUCUUCGUAGAUGCAGAGCAAGAAGAGCAAGUCUCCUCUCCAGAACUCUGUAACCGGCCUGAGAGUCCAGUGUUGGGGGCCAGUGGUCAGGAGGAGUUGGCCAAACGUCUGGCUGAGCUGGAGCUGAGCCGCGAGCUACUGGAUGAACUGGGAGACGAGCAGGACUGGUUCGAUGAGGACUAUGGCCUCAGCUCUCAUAGAGAGCAGCAAAGACAGAAACGGAGGCAGCAGCAGGAAGAAGAGGGGCUGUCUGCUGGCUCAGGAUGCCAGGUGAAGACCCCACCCAGACCAGAGCUGCCCCUGCAGCCCAAGCUCCCUGAGCAGCCUGCUAUGGUGGUUCCCCACUCCGCCCCUGAAGUGGAGAAACUGGUCCAUGCUGCCACCCAGGAGAUCUGGGACAGAUUUAACUUGGGCCAGGGCACACAGACCCUCGCUGGUCUCCCCGUCCUCAAGCCUUCAGAGGAGUUCCUGGGCUGCGAUACCAUAGGCCAGGAUAAAGGUCAAUGUGUUCGCAGCUACAGACAGGCUGUAUAUGACUUAACAUGGGAGAUCAUCCAGGAGAUCUUUGCAGAGGAUCCUAACGCCCAUCAGCCUCAGUGGGUGAAGCCUCGACGCAUGAACUCCUCCUACUUCCAUAGAGUAAAGAGCCCUGGCGACAUCACCAGGGUUCAGGUGUUCAUCACCACCGAGGUGUUGAAGCUGUAUGGCCUGAAGAAAGACCACAACCAGAAAACAGAUUGGCAGAAGAUGCUGAAAUUCGGGAGGAAAAAACGGGAUCGGGUAGAUCAUAUUCUGGUCCAGGAGCUUCACGAGGAAGAGUCUCAGUGGGUGAACUAUGAUGAAGAUGAGCUCUACGUCAAGAUGCAGUUGGCUGACGGGAUCUUUGAUGCAUUAAUAAAGGACACAGCAGAAGUUCUCUCUCAAAUUCAGGAGAAGAGAUCAAAAAGGGCCCUUUCCUGAGCUUUUAAACCUCCGUUUUAAACCCACCUUCCACCAGACAUUUCCUCCCACAGCCAAUGUGCCAAUGAUCUCCGGAUGCCUUCAUUUCAGUCAAACUGGUACCUCUCUGCUACACAGAUUUGGAUCAGCUAAUUGUGGAUCUACCACAUGUCUUACACCAAACAUCUUUGAUCCAGCCUUUAACCAAUAUGUAAAGCCUCCCACGCUGGCCCACCUGUUCAUGGUCAGUCAAAGAUGGAGUAGACCUAGUUUUGCAUUAAAUUAAUCAAUGCUGCUAAAUGUAAUGUUCCAUGACAAACUCAUGGUUUUUGUGAUGAGCACAGGGGUAAUUUGACAAGACACUAAAGACGGGACGAUAAGGAUUAAUAGAGUAUGGAAGAAUCAUUGGGGUUAUCAGAUUUUUUUUUUAAUUAUAGUAUACAAAUAAAUAUUUUGCCUCCUGUAUUGUGAUAUUUAUUGUGAACUAUUUGAUUAGGAUUUUUUUUUUUUAAUUUGUAAGUAGUCUUGCUGUUAACAUGUUUAGAAACAAAGUUUAUUUUAGAAUUUUGUAAAACAGACUGAUGAAAUAACAAAGCACAAAAAUAAAUGGGAAUGUGAAAAUGGCAAUUCAUUGUAUAGGGAUUUAAAGGGAAUGUUGUUGAAAAGACCUGCAAAGAUGCCUAUUUGUAUUUAAUAUUUAAAUAUCUUAAUAUUAGUAAUUGAUGGAUUUGAACACUGUCCCUUUUCUUCCAUCGUUUUACCUGUUAACUAGCCUCUUGGCCACAAACAGAUAUCAAGAGGUUCUACACGGUUAGUUUAGAAACCUUUAAUUCUGUCAUGCUGGAUUCAGUUAAAGUGCCUCUUUUCUGUUCUGUAUGAUUAUGAAUUGCCUCACUCAAGAAGAGCAACACAAUUUACAGGCCUUAAGUGAUGUCUCUACUCUUAUGGACCUCCUUUAUUUUAAUGUUAUUUACAUAUAUAUACCAUGUUUUUCAUAAAUACCUAAAGGAUAACUUUUCCCCAACUGGGUAAACCUUCAGUCUUUGCCUUAUUCUGUGUCUACCGAAGCAUAGUUCUAUCAGAGAACACCUUGAUAUCCCCCAUUUGCCUUUUGGCAUUUGAGUCACUAAUUCAGAAACAUUAGAAAUGCAAUACAGACAAGCAAGUAUUGCAUUUCUAAUGUUUCUGAAUCAGUGACUCAAAUGCCAUUUAUGGUAGGUAGAUUAACUAGCUUCUGUGUCGUUAUGCCUCUGUGGGUGUCACUGAUGAUACACAUUUGAUAUACUGUAAUGGAACCAAGUGUUCUCGCCAUUCGGCUUUUGCAUCAUGGUAACACGUGAGUCAUGGAUUAAUCUGUGUGGGUCGUAGCAUUCAACAUUGAUGUUCAAGGGCUUACUCUUCUUUAGCUACUUCAGUCCAAGAAUACUGUGAUGUAGCUACAGAUGAAUUUAACAUGCAUGACUAUGCUUGUCAACUGUAAUGUCUGUUAGCAAAGUGACUUUAAUGGUGGUAAUGAAAGUUUGCAUACCAAUUAGCAUUUACCACCACUGUUCUUGUACCGGACGAAGGGGUAGAUAUUUAAACGGUCUAUUGCUAGGGCUCUGACUGUACAUUUCCCUUUGAUACCUGUUUCUCCAUGAUAUGCCUAAUUUCUGGUCCCUAGAUGUGUUUAAUGAGAGAACUAUGAUGUGAUUUCUACCUAAGAAAUGCAUUUCCACAAGGCUGUAUUGCAACACUUCCCCAGGGAUUGACAUUUAGGGAUGCCCUGUUUUGGGGCUGCAGGUAGCCAAGUGGUUAGAGAGUUGGGCCAGUAACCGAAAGGUUGGUGGAUCGAAUCCCUGAGCUAACAAGGUAAAAAUCUGUCGUUCUGCCCCUGAACAAGGCAGUUAACCCACUGUUCCUAGGCCGUCAUUGUAAAUAUGAAUUUGUUCUUAACUGACUUGCCUAGUUAAAUAAAAGAAUACCAAAAAUACCAGAAUUUCAUAAGCCUAAAAUUGAUAUUUCUGGGUCCUCCCAGUGAAGUGAAAGACAAAACAUUUGUGGGGCAAGUUGAGCCUGGUGAGAUAAUUUUUGUACUGACAACCAUUAUACUAAGAAUUCCAGUACUAAUGUUUCUGAUUCCUCCCAUAUGUGUAGGUGAAAGGCAGGCAAUAUGACACUUCUGAGUGUAAAUACGACUAAUAAAACUAACUAGCUCAUUUACAUUUUCUGGGAAGUGAUCAUAAUCUUCGGGUAACUGAAAAAUACUCCUGACUUGUCCGACUUUAAUGUUAAUCCCUGGUGGUCUAGAAUGGUAAAAAAAAAAAUCUGAAUUGAUUGUAGUUUGGGGAUGAAAUGUCCCAUUUAUAUCUAUGCAGUAUUUGUUGGUUGGAUACAUUGUUUUACAAGCCAGCUUUGUAGUCUCAUUGAAUAACAAUGUAGUUGAAGUUCUCUGGGCCUCCCAUAGGACAGUCAAAAUGCCUCAAAUUGUUUUCAAACUGCUGUCUGUCUUUCGGAUUGUGUUGAGCCUUACUGUGAAAGGCACAAGCUGAGGCACACCAAACAAUGUUUUAUAGAGAUGCUGACUAAUGGAGAGUAAAUUAUAAAAAUAAAAAGUCUCACAUUAAUUAUGCUCCCAAACAUUUAAUGGGAAUAACAACCAACGUUUCGGCAUGCAGUGCCUUCUUCAGGGUUCCCUUGCUAUGAGGACAGGGAUUUCAAUUCCAAAACAAAAAUGUAUAUUAGGCAAAAAUGGUUAGAUAAUCAAAUGGCUUGUAGACUAGUGAAAUCUUUUUGCAUCUUUAAAGUGUAUGAAUAUUUAUAAUAAUGUACUACUGUGAGAGACGCAGGUGCACUUGAAGACUUGUACAUUGUUUUAUGGAGUGUUCUUGUAUAUUCACAAUCUCCUGUUGGAUCAAUCACUAUUGAACCUAUACGAUUAUUGUAAAAUAAACAUUGUUCACUUUGCGGAUAUGUAUAUAGUAUACAUAUAUAUUUGUUAACUAAAUUGAACUUUGAAAUUGUAAAUAAAGCUUUAAUUAUUUCCACAUA
Salvelinus namaycush (lake trout) is the source of this 12252-nucleotide messenger RNA. RefSeq names its product centrosome-associated protein 350-like. The transcript is spliced from 35 exons. The record is from RefSeq and is a predicted model, not a curated record. Gene Ontology annotation, cellular component: centrosome. The coding region runs from base 1 to 9243 and encodes 3080 amino acids. Gene Ontology annotation, biological process: microtubule anchoring. Lineage: Eukaryota; Metazoa; Chordata; Actinopteri; Salmoniformes; Salmonidae. Gene Ontology annotation, molecular function: microtubule binding.